AUGACCACUCCUCCGCCCAUCAAGCGCCAGAAGCGCGAAGAAUACCGCCGUGAGCUUGCAGCACAGCAAGCCGUUGGCCAUGGCGACGUCGAAGUGAAGCUGCCGCAGAAGAGAUUCUUCCGCCAGCGCGCGCAUGCGAAUCCCUUCUCGGAUCACAAACUUGAAUAUCCCCUCUCCCCGGCGCACAUGGACUGGUCUCCACACUAUCCUGCCUUCGUGGACAACGAUUCGUCCCAAAUAAAUCUCGCCGGUGCGCGCAAGCUGACAAAGGAUGUCGAGGUCGUGGACAUUGGGUGUGGAUUCGGAGGAUUGCUCAUUGGGCUGGCACCAUUGUUACCUGAGACUUUGAUGGUCGGUAUGGAAAUCCGUAUCUCAGUGUUGGAAUUCGUCACCUCCCGGAUUCAAGCAUUACGCGCCCAGCAACACAGACUGAAGGCCGCCGCCGCAUCCCAAAACUCAGAGGCAGCUCUCGCCGAGGUGAAGAAAGCCGCCGAGGAGGCAAAUGUCGGAGGUCAACAGGCUGAUGAGGCCGGCACCAUGAGCUCCAUUAUCCCCGGCAACUAUGAGAACGUCGCCGGAAUCCGGAGCAACACGAUGAAGUUCCUUCCCAACUUCUUCGGCCACCACCAGCUCUCCAAGAUCUUUAUCUGCUUCCCGGAUCCGCAUUUCAAAGCGCGCAAGCACAAGAUGCGCAUUAUUUCCGAAUCUCUGAAUGCUGAAUACGCCUACGUGUUGCGGCCUGGUGGAUUGUUGUAUACCAUUACCGACGUGGAGGAAUAUCACCAUUGGGUGUUGCGGCACUUCCAGUACGGAACUGAUCAGGACGGAGAAGCUGAGCGGAAGGCUGGUGGGAUUAAGGAUCUCUGGGAGCGAGUUCCCGACGAGGAAUUGGAGGCUGAUCCUUGCGUGCGAGUUAUGAAGUUUGAGACGGAGGAGUCGAAGAAGGUUACCCGUAACAAGGGUAACAAGUACGUGGCGGUGUUCAGACGCAAGGCAGAUCCCGAAUGGGCUUGA
Molecule: messenger RNA, 1014 nt
Organism: Penicillium cinerascens
Lineage: Eukaryota; Fungi; Ascomycota; Eurotiomycetes; Eurotiales; Aspergillaceae
Gene: trm8
Product: tRNA (guanine46-N7)-methyltransferase
Exons: 3
Coding region: 1-1014 (337 amino acids)
Biological process (GO): tRNA methylation; RNA (guanine-N7)-methylation
Cellular component (GO): tRNA methyltransferase complex
Molecular function (GO): tRNA (guanine(46)-N7)-methyltransferase activity
Source: RefSeq, a predicted model, not a curated record